AUGACGACUGAACUGGUGAGGUACAACGACAACAAGGCGGAUGACACCCUGACGUUCAAGCAGACGGUCCGAAGCCGGCGCUCCUAUCGUGGCUUUCUGAGCACCCCCGUUCCCGAUGAGAUCAUCCAGGAGGUGUUGAAGGACGCCCAGUGCGCACCAUCGAACUGCAAUACCCAGCCUUGGAACGUUCACAUCGUCUCAGGAGCCAAGCUGGCGGACCUCUCCCGCGCCAUUCACGAGAAGAACGAUGCCGGCCAGUUCUCGCCUGACUUCGCGUUCGACAUGGCUGCAUUCUACGGCCCCUAUGGCGAGCGCCAGCACGCGCAUGGCAAGGCGUACUACGGAGCCCUGAACGUCAAGCGGGAUGACAAGGAGGGACGGCGCCAGGCGGCUGCCCUGAACUACUCGUUCUUCAACGCUCCGCAUGUGGCCCUGCUCUUCAUGCCGUCCUUCGUCGAUAACGUCCGUGUGGCAGGAGACAUCGGCAUGUACGGGCAGACGUUCCUGCUUUCGCUCUCGGCGCGGGGCCUGGGAGGCAUCCCACAGACCUCACUGGGGUUCUUCGCCGGCACGAUCCGCGAGGUGCUCGGCAUCCCCGAGGAACUGAAGAUGCUGUUCGGGAUCUCAUUCGGCUACCCUGACGAGACCGCUCCGGGAAAUCGUGUGUGGAUGGAUCGCGUGCCGAUCACCGAUAGCGUCACCUUCCACUCAUAG
Acanthamoeba castellanii str. Neff is the source of this 714-nucleotide messenger RNA. Its product is annotated as oxidoreductase. Lineage: Eukaryota; Discosea; Longamoebia; Acanthamoebidae. The record is from RefSeq and is a predicted model, not a curated record. Gene Ontology annotation, molecular function: oxidoreductase activity. Bases 1 to 714 code for a protein of 237 amino acids. The transcript has a single exon.